Messenger RNA from Rhinichthys klamathensis goyatoka, 1936 nucleotides. RefSeq names its product cyclin J (gene ccnj). Gene Ontology annotation, cellular component: cyclin-dependent protein kinase holoenzyme complex; nucleus; cytoplasm. Gene Ontology annotation, biological process: regulation of cyclin-dependent protein serine/threonine kinase activity; mitotic cell cycle phase transition. Lineage: Eukaryota; Metazoa; Chordata; Actinopteri; Cypriniformes; Leuciscidae. Bases 114 to 1145 code for a protein of 343 amino acids. The record is from RefSeq and is a predicted model, not a curated record. The transcript has 6 exons. Gene Ontology annotation, molecular function: cyclin-dependent protein serine/threonine kinase regulator activity.
UCUGCGUGUGAACACAAGAGUGUUGCACUUACUUUGAUUGUCCGAGUAGGUUUGUUCUGCUGCUGGUUUGCAUUGUCCUGUCUGUAUGCAGGCGUCUUUGUGUGCGGAGCCCAAUGGAGCUGGAGGGUCAGUGGUGGAAAGGAGAACUUGCAGAGGACAUCUACCAGGCCCUGCGUUACAAAGAGCUGCGGUUGCCUGCAUAUAAAGGCCAGUCCCCACAGCUGAGCCUUAGACGAUAUUUUGCAGACCUCAUCGCUAUAGUCAGCAAUCGGUUCAAGCUGUGCCCAGCGGCCAGACACUUGGCUGUUUAUCUGCUGGACCUGUUCAUGGACCGCUAUGACAUCUCAGUACAGCAGCUUCACAUGGUCGCUCUGUCCUGCUUGCUUCUGGCCAGUAAGUUUGAGGAGAGAGAAGACCGUGUCCCGAAGCUGGAGACUCUGAACAGUCUGGGCUGUAUGAGCUCCAUGAACCUGGUUCUGACCAAACAGGGUCUCCUGCACAUGGAGCUGCUGCUCCUCGAGACGUUUCAGUGGAACCUGUACCUUCCCACGGCUGCCCACUUCAUCGAGUAUUACCUGCCAGUCGCCGUGAACGAGACGGACCUGCAUGACGGCUGGCCGAUGGCCUGCAUGGAGAAAACCAUGCUUUACAUGUCCAAAUAUGCCGACUACUUCCUAGAGGUGUCUCUGCAAGACCAUGCGUUUCUGCGGUUCGUGCCGUCCCUGGUCGCAGCGGCGUGUGUGUCGUCCUCACGGGUAAUCCUGCGUCUGUCUCCGUCAUGGCCUCCGCGUCUCCAGCGUCUGUCCGCGUACACCUGGGACCAGAUGCUGCCCGCCGUCGAGAGACUGCUGAUUGCUCACGACAGUGAUGUAAAGGAAGCAAACAAGCAGAAAUGCCAGCAUCAACAGACGGUGUAUCCCGUCCCGGGUCAGAGCGGGUCCUUGCACCAGUACAUGCAGCGUCCGAACACACAGUACAUGCAGAACUGCCCGCCGGUCGUCGUUUCAGCGCAAGGUCCUGCAACAUACCUGACGUCCACAGCGCCUAUGCGUGGCCUCGGACACACACAGAACAUGGAUGCCAAGGUGAACGUGCCUGGAAGAGCUUACCAGGCCAGCGCUCUUUACCCCUGCUUUGACAGGUGAUUGAAACGGGACGGGAAAGCGUCGGACCGUUCCACUGCACAGGGGCGAGUUUGUAUUUAUUAUGUGCAAAUGUGGGAUUGCAAACACCACCACCGCUCUGAAAUGCGCAUAUGCAACCAUUCAAGUUGCAUUUACAUGAAUGCAUGCAUAUACAACAUUCUGAAUCCUUGUGAUUUGAGUGAAGAUUUAAAUCAAUAAUGUUCAUGAGGUGUGGAGUCAUCCCAAAUGUGCAAUAUUAUAAUGCUGUCAUGCACUUCCCACUGAACACUAUCUUGUGUUAAGUUUACUUCAAAGCAUUAUUAUUUACAGGCAUCUUUCUAAAUGAAGACAUCAUGGUAGUUUGAAGUAACUUAAGUACAAGAAAAUACUGUUUUUACCAACACAAGCAAGUGUUAUUUUGCUCUACCUCACUGAAUGUAGACUAUUAUUGUCUUGCGACCUUACAAAUGCACUUUGGUAUAGUGUUUUUCUUUUUUUCUUUUUCUUUAUUUUAAUAAAAAUGCAACUUUUCUGUUGUAGUUUGUUUUGGUGGUGUGCAUUUACACUGAGGUUUGUAUCGAUUUAUUAUUAAAUUCACCCUUCUCUGAUUCACACACACAUUCACAUAUGCAACUAUUUGUCUUUAUGAAUAGUUCUACCUCAACGGCUUUUUGUUUUGAGAAUCACACACUGCAAUUUUGAUUCGUUUAAUUGAUGUUGAAAAGUCCAACUGAUACAUUUGUUCUGAUGACCACGAUAUGCGAGGGUGUUUUUGUAGAGUAAAUGUUAAUAAAAAGCUAUUUGAUUUAUAA